AAGAGGAGUUUGCUUUCUGCUCUAGGAGGAUGUAAAACCCCUGACUAUCUGUCUGGACAGUGCUGAUUGGCCCUGUGCUGAUCACAUGCACUCUCCCAAGAAAAAAAAAACCUCUCUAGCAAUACACACUAAACUGAGCAUGUGCAGAAUGGCUAUGGUUCAGUCUGUCUUAUCAGGAGAAAAGGAGGAGCAGAGAAGUCAGAAUCAAACGGCCUUUUUACACAAUGUAGAGGAUUAACCCCUUAGGUUCCACAGUGUGUAUAACAAGCAUGCUUUACUGCAUAUACAGGCUGACUUUACGGUUGUGGGUUUAGUAACACUUU
Staurois parvus is the source of this 323-nucleotide messenger RNA. The record is from the annotation of a GenBank genome assembly. NCBI's taxonomy places the organism in Eukaryota, Metazoa, Chordata, Amphibia, Anura, Ranidae.